AUGAUAUAUCCUGUUAUCAUCCGCAAUAGCCCUCCAGAGUUGCAGCAAAUCUUCAAUGCCAAAGUGAAACCAGAGAUAGCUCGAAUACUGGCAGAGUAUAAUGUGCCCUUAUCUCUGUCACGCCUCGACGAUUGGCGUGAAAAUAGCCGUGACAGCCCGAGACAUACUAUUUUGAUCGAAUCGAAUGACGAACAUACCGCCAACUGGCAAGCGGCGUCAAGAUGCGUACUCUCGAUUUUCAACCAGGUACUCUCUCCUCAGUUUGCUGGCCAGACGCAGGUGGAAAUCCAAAACAAACACCGCAUGUAUUCCGAUGUUUCUCGUGUUCUACCCAAUGAUCUGCUUCUGCUCCACGAUAUGAGGUCCAUCAGGCCAGAUGUUUCCAAGAUUGUCCAUACUCGGAUGGUGGGUAUGUCAUCCAUUGCAUACCAUUUGCGCGCCCCUCGAGGAUCGAACUUGGAUGAGGCCCUUUGGAAACCUACCAUUGUGGUGUUCUGCUAUCCUGAAACGUCCUGCGAUUUUAAAACGGCGGAGGCGGAGAUUCUCCAAGUCUUAGAGAAAGUGCCCUCUCGCAUUUACGUCGAAUUUCUUCCGGGACAAGUUCAUCUCUCUCAGCCCAAUGAAUUGCCAAUACACCUGAGCGGGUUGUCUGAAUAUCCCGAGAAUGGCUCAUCCAUUGGAGUUAAAGGGAAUAGUAAGGAAGCUGCUUCUCUUGGUGGAUGGCUCCUGUUAAAUAUGCCUCAAGAGAAGCAGGCAAUCCCUUGUGCUCUGACUUGUUAUCAUGAUGUAAGGCCUACAGACAAUGCAACCUCCAUAUAUACAGAUAUGAACGGUGUUGUUCGUGGUGAUCCGCGCGGGCAGGUCGAAGUCGAAUACCCAGCAGCUUAUGACUCUCAAUAUACUAUGCGGCGACUUGAACGGAUAUAUAAAGAUUCUCCAGGUAAUAUUAGUAACGAUCAGACUUACCAGGCGCUCUUAUCUCGACUUCAAAGUCCCAGCAUUGGGAAUGUCAUAUUCGCUUCAGGUUACCAGCGAACCGCUAAAGAUACCAGGCUAGAUUGGGCGCUGGUUUCAAGCCCGAAGACUUAUACCGCAAAUAAGCCAACCCCAGGCGAUGCUAUCCAACCUCCUUUCGAACUUCCCUACAAUAAGGCCUACACUCAGAACGCCGACUCUAAAGUAAAGCGGUUUGCCCAGCUUCGUUUGGGGGAUUGGGUAACAAAACGCGGUCGUUCUACUGGGUAUACUACGGGGGAGGUCAAUCAUAUGCAUAGGGAAGUGCGGUGGCCAUCAGGCGAAACCACAUUUGAGAUUGAAAUCUUGUCUUAUACAGCGAAUUUCGCCGCUCCUGGAGACUCUGGUUCGUUUGUAACCAAUGUGCGCGGUGAACUUGUUGGAAUGGUGUCUGCGACUGAUCAUCGAGCAGGACAAUUCGACGUUACAUUCGUCACCCCUAUUGACGUUAUCCAAGAUGAUGUCAAAAGAAUGACAGGCGGUCUCUUAAGCUUGGACUAA
Messenger RNA from Trichophyton rubrum CBS 118892, 1515 nucleotides. RefSeq lists its product as uncharacterized. NCBI's taxonomy places the organism in Eukaryota, Fungi, Ascomycota, Eurotiomycetes, Onygenales, Arthrodermataceae. The record is from RefSeq and is a predicted model, not a curated record. The coding region runs from base 1 to 1515 and encodes 504 amino acids. The transcript has a single exon.